Molecule: messenger RNA, 1263 nt
Organism: Scomber scombrus (Atlantic mackerel)
Lineage: Eukaryota; Metazoa; Chordata; Actinopteri; Scombriformes; Scombridae
Product: putative monooxygenase p33MONOX
Exons: 9
Coding region: 313-1263 (316 amino acids)
Cellular component (GO): cytoplasm
Source: RefSeq, a predicted model, not a curated record
GAAGCUUGUUUUAUUUAUCGGGCACAAUAAUGGCUGCUACUCAACGACUCUGUCAUUUUUUGCUCCAUCCACUCGACAUUGGAGGGUCACGGAUGUUUCUAUCGUCCCUUUGAAGCCGCCAUUACCGCCGUUGCUUCCCUGGCCUGGCUGCUUACCCAUAAUGCAUUGCCAGAGGGUUUUGUGUGUCUCAGACAGACCAAUGUAACCGUCGCUGCUGCCGCUGCCGCUUCACCACAGCCACUCCACUCUCCACAGCAACACAGCAGAAAGGUCCUUUCCUGGUUGAUCUUUUUUCAUUAUCUUGCUGAAAUCAUGUCUGGCCCAGGCGACUUACCAGCCAUUGAAGGUUCUGGGAUGGGCGGCAUGAGGCUCCCCAUCGGAAUGACCCGACGAGCCCUCAGCUACGACGAUAACCUGGAGGCCCCCAUGUCCACGCCACCCCAUGACAUCAACAUCAAUAACCUGUGGAGACGACCAAUCGUACCGGAAAGGAAGUUCACACACCUGGCUGAGGAGGAUGAGAGUGGUGCAGUGACUCAGUCUACAGUGCCAGACAAUGCCCCCUCCAGGUCACCAGGUGUAGUGAAAGCCAAGGCCUCCUCCAUCAUCAUAAAUUCACUCAUCACAAAGCAGACUCAUGAUAGUAUGUACAAGUUUGAGCAGAAGGUGGGGUUAACCGAUGCCAGCUACACUCCCCACAAAGGCCUGACCGCUGAGGAGACACGAAACCUCCACCGCAUGCCCGACUCCUUCCAGAAAAUGCAGAUCCAGAGCAUGGAGGCCAGAGAAGAGCGGCAGAAUUCCUCCGCCCAGUCCACCCCAUCCAACACACCACACAGCUCCCCAAAACAAAAGCGCAGGAGCUGGUUCAACAGUACGAAUUCAGACGUCAGCAUGAGUUCCUCCAACAGCAGUGUGGACAUGGGAGGAGGAGACAUGGCAGCAGCAGGAGGAGUUGGAGGUGUGGUGGAACGGUGGGGUGUGUUUGGGCCGCGCCCGUUUGUCCAGAAGUCCACCUCUGACCUGGGAUCCGACACUACGGCUGGAGCAGGAUUUGCGCUGCAGGCUUACCGUGGUGCCCAGAAGCCAUCGCCCAUGGAGGUAAUGAAGACACAGACCACACGGCUGGGUGACAAUCCUGCUGAUCAGAAGGCGUGCCCCCCCAAAAUGGAGAUUCCCACAGUGGAGGGUCGGAGGCAGGGAGCACGACCACACAAGCUCAAACCCAGAGACAUGAACAUCCUGACGCCCUCUGGCUUCUAG